AUGGCAGAACCUGAGAAAAGGGUUGUAGCUCAUGGGGUGAGAUGCUUUUCCAAGAUCAAGAUGUUUUUGGUGGCACUAACAUGGGCAUUUGUAUCCAAGUCACUAUCAGGAACUUAUAUGAAUUCCAUGCUCACACAGAUAGAGAGACAAUUUGAUAUCCCCACAUCUAUCGUUGGAUUUAUCAAUGGGAGCUUUGAGAUUGGAAACCUUUUGCUGAUUAUAUUCGUGAGUUAUUUUGGAACUAAACUGCACAGGCCUAUCAUGAUUGGUGUCGGAUGUGUGGUUAUGGGCCUAGGGUGCUUCUUAAUAUCACUACCUCAUUUCCUGAUGGGCCGAUACGAAUAUGAAACAACAAUUUCACCUGCAAGCAACUUGUCCUCAAACAGCUUCUUGUGUUCAGGAAACAGAACCGAGUCCUUCACGCCAACACCUGACCCAAAAGACUGUGUGAAAGAAAUUAAAUCAUUAAUGUGGAUAUAUGUAGUAGUAGGAAAUAUUAUCCGUGGAAUUGGUGAAACUCCCAUCAUGCCCUUGGGUAUUUCCUACAUAGAAGAUUUUGCCAAAUCUGAAAACUCCCCUUUAUAUAUUGGGAUUUUGGAGACAGGAAUGAUCAUUGGUCCUUUGAUUGGACUUUUGUUGGGAUCCUUCUGUGCAAACAUUUAUGUAGACACUGGGUCUGUGAAUACAGGUGACCUGACCAUAACUCCCACUGAUACACGCUGGGUCGGUGCUUGGUGGGUCGGCUUUUUGAUCUGUGCAGGAGUGAAUAUCCUGACCAGCAUCCCCUUUUUCUUUCUUCCCAAAACACUCCCAAAGGAAGGACUGGAGGAUAACGUGGAUGUGACUAAAAGUGACAAAGAAGGGAAACAACAAGAAAAAGCCAAGGAGGAAAAACGUGGACUCACUAAAGAUUUCUUGCCGUUCAUGAAGAGCCUCUCCUGCAACCCAAUUUACAUGAUUUUCAUCCUUAUAAGUGUGCUCCAGUUCAAUGCAUUUAUCAAUUCAUUUACCUUCAUGCCUAAGUAUCUGGAACAGCAAUAUGGAAAAUCAACUGCAGAGAUAGUCUUUCUCAUAGGUCUUUAUAACUUACCUCCAAUAUGUGUUGGAUAUAUAAUUGGUGGCUUGAUUAUGAAGAAGUUCAAGAUUACGGUCAAGAGAGCUGCAUACAUAGCAUUCUGCUUGUCCCUGACUGAGUAUCUUCUAUCUUUCUCUAACUUCAUGUGGACCUGUGACAAUUUCCCAGUUGCUGGCUUAACUACCUCUUAUGAAGGAAUUCAACAGCCAUUAUAUGUGGAGAAUAAUGUCCUUGAUGACUGCAACACAAGAUGCAACUGCUUAACAAAAACGUGGGAUCCCGUGUGUGGAGACAAUGGCCUAGCAUACAUGUCAGCCUGCCUCGCGGGCUGUGAGAAGUCUGUUGGAACAGGAAUCAACAUGGUGUUUCAAAAUUGCAGCUGCAUUCGAUCUUCAGGAAACUCAUCUGCAGUCCUUGGGCUGUGUAACAAAGGCCCUGACUGUACUGUCAAUCUGCAGUACUAUUUAAUCAUGUCACUAAUUGGCUGUUUCAUCUACUCUCUAUCAGCCAUACCUGGGUAUAUGGUUCUUCUGAGGAGUAUCAAGUCUGAAGAGAAGUCACUUGGAAUUGGAUUACAUGCAUUUUGCACAAGAAUAUUUGCUGGCAUUCCGGCCCCUAUUUACUUUGGUGCCUUGAUAGACAGAACCUGUUUACACUGGGGAACUCUGAAAUGUGGGGAGCCAGGAGCCUGCAGGAUAUAUGAUAUACAUAACUUCAGGCGCAUUUACCUUGGGUUGCCAGCAGCUCUAAGAGGAUCAAGCUUCCUCCCAGCAGUCUUCAUUCUAAUACUUCUGCGGAAACUCCAACUCCCUGGGGAAAAUGACUCUCCAGAACCUGAACUUGCAGAGAUGAAUCUCACAGAGAAGAAAAGCAAGUGCAUGGAUGUGCAAAGAAGUCCUGGGGUUGAAAAGGACGGAGAACUCAAAACUAAGCUUUAG
Molecule: messenger RNA, 2013 nt
Organism: Cricetulus griseus (Chinese hamster)
Lineage: Eukaryota; Metazoa; Chordata; Mammalia; Rodentia; Cricetidae
Source: RefSeq, a predicted model, not a curated record